AGUUUACGCAGGAUCGGAAAGUGAUUAGGUGAUCACCCUGUCAGAUCAAAACAGAUCAACGUUGAGCGUGAAAAGUUGCGGUCCACAGACCGUGGCUACAAUGAGCGAUACCCCGCCCCUCGAAGCGGCCCAGGCCACGGGAUCAUCGGGUCAGCCACCCAAUUGCUCGUUCUUCCGCGCUCGCAAGCGCAAAGGUCAAAUGCGUGGGCGUGUGCGCCAGAAUUCCUCGGAUUCGGAAUCCGGUUCGGCGCCUCCGGUUCAAAAUCGCCCUGCAUCCUCGGAGGACGAAUCCGCUUCCGAGGAUGAUGGUCAGCCUCAAUCGGCCGUGGUUCGCAUCGAUCGCCAUCGACGGCGAUUCCGCGGUCUGAAAGGCGGCACGGGCUCCACCAAGAAGGUUAGAUUGGAUGCGGCCGAUGCGGUUGAUAGCGACGAAGACGAUCGUCAAGCCCGCCAACAACACGAUUUGGUCCAUGUCACUUUUGAAGCGGGUCAAACCCCCGUGAACGCCGAUCAAAACGCCACGGCCACCAAUGAAAUGGACACGGAUUUGUCACGAGAUGCCCGGGCCAUCGAAGAACGGGCCCGUCAAACCCGGGCGGCAUUGGCCGAGAGUGCGACCAAUCCUUUGGAAGACAAAGUCUAUCGAGGCAUGAAUCAGUAUGCCAAAUUUAUCGAGAAACGCGAUUCAGCCGCCGGCAGUGCGUCCAAAAUGAGCGCCAGUGGACCGCAACGGGCUCCUUCUAAUGUGCGGGCGUCGGUCCGAUGGGACUAUGCCCCUGAUAUCUGUAAAGAUUUCAAAGAGACGGGUUUCUGCGGGUUUGGGGACAGUUGUAAAUUCAUGCACGAUCGCUCAGAUUACAAAUUCGGGUGGCAACUCGAACGUGAGAUGAAAGACGGCACUUACGGUCAGGAUGAUCAUGAGGACAAUAAAUAUGAAAUCAGUUCAGAUGACGAGGAUUUACCGUUCAAAUGUUACUUGUGCCGCGAAUCAUUCAACCAGCCCGUGGUGACCAAGUGCAAGCAUUAUUUCUGUGAGAAAUGCGCUUUGGAUAACUACCGAAAAUCGCAACGCUGUGCGGCUUGCGGUGUUCAAACGCAUGGCGUGUUCAAUCCAGCGAAAGACGUGAUUGCCAAAUUGGAGCAAUUGAAAAAGACCGAGGCUAGUAAAACUGAGAAUAGUGGCGAUAGUGAUGAUGAUAGUGAAUGAAAUAUAGAUUGAUCUCAUAGAUUGUUGAAACCAUGUACUCAUCCUCCGAAGGUAUACCAUUAAACUCACAUAUUUCAG
Molecule: messenger RNA, 1285 nt
Organism: Tigriopus californicus
Lineage: Eukaryota; Metazoa; Arthropoda; Copepoda; Harpacticoida; Harpacticidae
Gene: mdlc
Product: E3 ubiquitin-protein ligase RNF113A-like
Exons: 1
Coding region: 101-1207 (368 amino acids)
Biological process (GO): snoRNA splicing
Cellular component (GO): U2-type spliceosomal complex
Molecular function (GO): metal ion binding
Source: RefSeq, a predicted model, not a curated record